Molecule: messenger RNA, 972 nt
Organism: Pteropus alecto (black flying fox)
Lineage: Eukaryota; Metazoa; Chordata; Mammalia; Chiroptera; Pteropodidae
Gene: CIB1
Product: calcium and integrin binding 1
Exons: 7
Coding region: 158-733 (191 amino acids)
Molecular function (GO): calcium ion binding
Source: RefSeq, a predicted model, not a curated record
GGAGCGUCUGGGCUCUUUAAGGAGGGGGUGGGCCUGGGGGCGGUGGCCCCAGGAGCGGUUGCCGCGGGGACGGGGCGGUGACGCGACCCGAGGGCGGAAGUGAGAAAGUUGCCGGCGUCCCGAGACGAGUUGGCGGAGCUGUGCGCGAGGCGCGGCGAUGGGGGGCUCCGGCAGCCGCCUGUCCAAGGAGCUGCUGGCCGAGUACCAGGACUUGACGUUCCUGACCAAGCAGGAGAUCCUUCUAGCCCACAAGCGGUUCUGUGAGCUGCUUCCCCAGGAGCACCGGAGUGUGGAGGAGUCACUGCAGGCACGAGUGUCCUUGGAGCAGAUCCUAAGCCUUCCUGAGCUCAAGGCCAACCCUUUCAAGGAGCGAAUCUGCAGGGUCUUCUCGACCUCCCCAACCAGAGACAGCCUGAGCUUUGAGGACUUCCUGGAUCUCCUCAGUGUGUUCAGUGACACAGCAACGCCAGACAUCAAGUCCCACUAUGCCUUCCGCAUCUUCGAUUUCGAUGAUGAUGGAACCUUGAACCGAGAAGACUUGAGCCAGCUGGUGAACUGCCUCACGGGAGAGGGCGAGGACACGCGGCUCAGUGCUUCAGAGAUGAAGCAGCUCAUUGACAAUAUCCUGGAAGAGUCUGACAUUGAUAGGGAUGGGACCAUUAAUCUCUCCGAGUUCCAGCAUGUCAUCUCUCGUUCACCGGACUUCGCCAGCUCCUUCAAGAUUGUCCUGUGACAGAAGCCACAGCGUGUAUCCCAGCACCUUGUCAAAGAACCUUUCCACUGCUGCCCUGUGGCCAAGGUUACGCCUGUGUUGCCAGGUCCGGCCAAGCUGGCCCAGUCGAGCUGGCACGGUGCAGUCUUGUCCUGGGCAGGGGAGCGCCCUCCACGUAAGGGCCUCUCCCCUUCUCACUGCCAUUGUCAUCGCUCUGUUUGUGUUUUUACUAAUCAAUAAUAAAGGUUUAGAAGUUUUGA